Messenger RNA from Scleropages formosus (Asian bonytongue), 546 nucleotides. It is a transcript of the gene med9, whose product is annotated as mediator complex subunit 9. Lineage: Eukaryota; Metazoa; Chordata; Actinopteri; Osteoglossiformes; Osteoglossidae. Bases 27 to 323 code for a protein of 98 amino acids. Gene Ontology annotation, biological process: regulation of transcription by RNA polymerase II. The transcript is spliced from 2 exons. Gene Ontology annotation, molecular function: transcription coregulator activity. The record is from RefSeq and is a predicted model, not a curated record. Gene Ontology annotation, cellular component: mediator complex.
CCUUGUCGCGAUUUGCGCGCAGCAGUAUGGCGGCGGUACCAACGAAGCAAGAGACGGAGGACGAGGAUUAUUCUUUACUUCCUCUUGUCCACGACAUCAUUAAGUGCAUGGAUAAGGACAGCCAGGAUGUCCACCAGGAGCUGAACAAGCUGAAGAACCGUAUCCAGGAAGCACGUGAGCAGAUCAUAGCCAUGCCUGGUAUUGACAAGAGCCCAGAGGAGCAGCAGCAGCAACUGCGUACGCUGAGGGAGCAGGUUCGCACCAAGAAUCAGCUGCUGCAGAAGUACAAGAGCCUCUGCAUGUUUGAUAUCCCGAAGGCAUAGAAGUUCAUUGUGCAGUUCGUGACAAGUCGUUUAGACAACUGAAAACGAUUAACCAAUAUGAAUCCAGGACUGAAAGCCAUGUUAGCAUAGUAAGCGCUUGAAAUGUCUUAAUCUGAGUCAUGAUGUCAUCAGAUUUUCAUUAUCUUCCCAUAUAUUUUUUGACCUAUUUAUAGACUGAGAUUUUCUAUAUCAGUCCUCCAAGAAAGUAUACAUUUUUACAUGG